UCCCCGGAAGUGAACGUUUUGCUACUAUUUCCUGUCCGACACCAACACUUUAUGUUUAAUGUUACCACUUUCGUACGUCGUGUAACUAAUAUGGGACCGCUGUCAAACGACACGGUGUUGAGAAACAGAAGGGAGAGAGUUGAAAACACCUCAGGAUCUCAGGUUUGACCUCAAGUGGGUGCAGUUUAUAACACCAUGUUGGUGACAGCAUAUCUCGCCAUCAUUUUCCUGCUCGCCCUGUGUGUUGGCCUGGAGCUCACAGCCCGCCGGCUCACCCCACCCCAGUCCACUCCGACCGCCGUAGCCAACCCAGUUUUCCGCCGCUUCCAGACUAUAUUCCUCCGGGCAUACCUUUUGGCUUUGUGGGCAGACUGGCUCCAGGGUCCUUACCUCUACAAACUGUACCGCCACUACAGCUUCCUGGAAUCCCAAAUAGCCAUAUUAUAUGUGUGCGGUCUGGCCUCCUGUGUUCUGUUUGCUCCUUUUUCAGGCUGGCUCCCUCAAGUCUUGGGCCGCAGACAGACGUGUCUUCUCUUCUGCCUGUCCUACUCUGCUUGUUGUCUCACCAAGCUGUCCACAGACUACUUUGUUUUGAUUGUGGGUCGGAUCCUGGGGGGGCUCUCCACAUCCCUGCUCACCACCACAUUUGAAUCCUGGUACGUGCACCGCCAUGUAGAGGUCCACGAUUUUCCCAAGGAGUGGAUCCCCAGUACCUUCAACAAAGCUGCCACCUGGAAUCAUGGCCUCGCUGUGGGAGCGGGGCUGGUGGCUAACUUGCUGGCUGAAUGGCUCCACCUGGGGCCAGUGGCCCCCUUUCUCCUGGCUGUCCCCUGCCUGGUGUGCUGUGGGUGGGUGGUGUUAACAGACUGGGGCAAGGAAGAGGCUGAAGAAGGUCCUGAAGGAGACAAACAAAAACUGCUUCUAGGCACACCAAAUGGAGGUGUGACCCGUUUGUCUGCGAGGGCCCGGUUCUCACGCAGCUGCUUUGAAGGGUUGCGCUGCCUGCUGUCAGACAGGAGAGUCAUGCUCUUAGGUGGAGUGCAAGCUCUGUUUGAAAGUGUCCUCUACGUUUUCAUUUUCCUGUGGACCCCGGUACUGGACCCUCAUGGGCCUCCUUUGGGGAUAGUGUUCUCUUGCCUGAUGGCUGCCAGCAUGGCCGGCUCCUUGCUCUACCGCCUCGCCACCUCCACACGCUACUGUCUACAGCCAGGCCAUGUCCUCUGCCUCUCUGUGCUGAUGGCCUUCUUCUCCCUCUUCAUGCUGACAUUCUCCACCGCCCCAGGUCAACCUAGACCUCAUGAAUCCUUUCUGGCCUUCCUGCUGCUGGAGCUGGCCUGUGGGCUCUACUUCCCCGCAGUCAGCUUCCUUCAGAGCAGAGUGAUCCCAGAGGAGAAGCGGUCCAGUGUACUGGCCUGGUUCCGGCUGCCUCUGCACCUGCUGGCCUGCCUCGGGCUGCUGGCGCUUCAUGGGGAGAUAUCAGGAACAGGUGGAGGGGAGGAGGGCAGCGGCACCAGACACAUGUUUGGAGGCUGUGCAGUUAUGAUGCUGGCAGCUUUGAUGGCCGUCGUCAGUCUGUUCACUCUGGGCAGAAACGACACCGACCUGAGACUGGAGGCAAACAGAGGGGAGGGGGAGAUGUUCUGAGGAGAUGGACCAUAUAUUAAUUUAUGCUCUAUGGGUUCAAAUGUAAUGUUCCAGGUUUGUGUGAUUUAAAAAGUAGAGACCUCAUAUGUUCUACUGAAAUAGUCUAUUUUUUGCCAAAUGCAUCAGUGAAGGAAAUCAAAGUCCAAAGGGGUGUUUUUAUAUUUAAUUCCAAUGUUUUUUAUGUUGCCUUGUUACUUUGUUACUUUUACUAGUGUUGUCUGUGUCGGGAUUCUUUGGGGACCUGGCCAUGUCUUGGGAUGGGAGUUGAUAAGAUUUUGAUACCAAUGCCAUUAUUGAUUCUGCUUAUUGGUCCAUGUCUUUAUUUAUUCCAUGAAUGAUUCCUAUCUGUUUUCUGUGUAGAAAAAGGUAGACCCACACAUUUCUGAGAUCAGAUGAGCUUGGCUGUGUUGCACUAAUGUUAACAUUAAAGGAUAUUUACACUUGGUAUCGACAAGCUCCUCAAUUGGGAAGCACUUAUGUUACUAGAAUUUAAGCCCAUUAUGUGUUGAAAGAUGUUUUAGCAUAUUUCCGGUGUUUCCGCUCUUACUUGAAAUUAUAAUUUUACAGACAAUGCAAGCUGCACUGUUGUUGUCUUUCUUUGUGAA
Messenger RNA from Centropristis striata (black sea bass), 2249 nucleotides. It is a transcript of the gene slc61a1, whose product is annotated as major facilitator superfamily domain containing 5. Gene Ontology annotation, molecular function: molybdate ion transmembrane transporter activity. Bases 196 to 1644 code for a protein of 482 amino acids. Gene Ontology annotation, cellular component: membrane. NCBI's taxonomy places the organism in Eukaryota, Metazoa, Chordata, Actinopteri, Perciformes, Serranidae. The record is from RefSeq and is a predicted model, not a curated record. Gene Ontology annotation, biological process: molybdate ion transport. The transcript is spliced from 2 exons.